Molecule: messenger RNA, 1752 nt
Organism: Kluyveromyces marxianus DMKU3-1042
Lineage: Eukaryota; Fungi; Ascomycota; Saccharomycetes; Saccharomycetales; Saccharomycetaceae
Gene: THI72
Product: nucleobase cation symporter-1 family protein
Exons: 1
Coding region: 1-1752 (583 amino acids)
Biological process (GO): transmembrane transport; nucleobase transport
Cellular component (GO): plasma membrane
Molecular function (GO): nucleobase transmembrane transporter activity
Source: RefSeq, a predicted model, not a curated record
AUGACGUUUUUGGGCAAAUUGCACCGUUUGGUGGUGCUAGAUGAGUCAGACCGGACUAAGAACAGAGACUUGGUUCCGAUGCCCGUUAGCAGGAGGAGAUGGGGCGUUUACGGGUACACGUCGUAUUGGACGUUGCUAUGUUUGUGCAUUAGCACAUGGUCUGGAGGGUCGUCUUUGUUGUUGUUUGAUGUGGGGACGGAUGGGAGUGUGAGUGUGCUUGGAAUGAAUGGACAGCAGACUAUUGGAUGUAUAGUGCUUGCGAACUUCUUCAUCAGCGUAGCAGCGAUCCUGAACUCGGUUUACGGGUCGAAGUAUCAUAUAGGGUACUCGGUGUUCCAGCGGAUAAUAUUUGGGGUGCGUGGGUCAGCGUUUGGUGUGUUGAUUCGGGCGAUUCUUUCUGUGGUGUGGUUUGCAUCGCAGUCGUGGUUGGGAGGGUUGUGCGUGAAUGUGGUGCUUUCGUCGUGGAGCAGGCGGUUCUUGAACAUGAAGAACACGUUUCCGGAGUCUGUGCCGAUGACCAGCCAGGAGUUGGUUGGGUUUGUGGUGUUUUUGGUGAUUAAUGUGCCGGUUUUGAUGAUUCGGCCCGAGUACUACGACCAUAUUUUGGCAGCAGGGUCGUUCUGCAUGUUCUUUGUUGGGCUGGGGAUCACGAUCUGGGCUGUGAAGGCGAACGGGUGGUCGAACGGGCCGUUGCUCACUGCGCCCAUUACGGCGUCGUCGUCGCAGCUUGGAUGGAGCUGGAUGGCCAACUUAAACGCUUGGUACUCGUUUAUCGUGGCCGGGAUUGCCAACCAGUCCGACUAUGCACGUUUCAACAGGAGGCCCAGGGACUCGUAUAUCGGGACCAUGAUUGGCGUGAACGUCAUGGGGAUCGUGCUCCCCUUGAUGGGUAUUGUCACGGCUUCGGCUAUGCUUGAACGGUACAAGCAGACGUUCUGGAUGCCCAACGACAUCUGCAUGUUCUGGUUGCAAGAACAUUACGAUGCGAAAUCGAGGGCAGGGGCUUUCUUCGCUGGCCUGGGGCUCCUCAUCUCGCAGCUCGGUGUCAACUGUGCCAGUAACGCCAUUUCGGGCGGUAUGGACUUGGCAUCCAUCUUCCCAGAGUACAUCAAUAUCAGAAGAGGUGCUCUUUUAAUCAUGCUUUUGGCCUGGCCCACGCAGCCGUGGUUGUUCUACAACACCUCCUCGACGUUCAUAACAGUGAUGUCGUCGUUCACGGUGUUCAUCACGCCUUUGACCGCAAUGUUCAUGUGCGACUACUACGUUAUUCGCAAACAGGUCAUCAAGUUGUCGGACUUGUAUGUCGACUCCCCCAAAUCCAUCUACUGGUACCAGAAGGGGGUCAACUGGAGAAAUAUGUUGUGCUUCUUGUUUGGCGCUGCACCAGGUCUUCCGGGCCUCAUCCACGCAGCUAACCCCAAGAUCCACAUAAAUUCGGGCAUCAACCACUUUUACCAGGGCUCGUUCGUAUUCCAGUUCGUCAUCACCUUUGCAUUAUACUACAUCAUUAACACAGUUUUCAAGCCGGAGGUUGGCCAGAGAGACCAUGUCGAUUACUACCAUACAUUCACUGAAAAGGAAUUGCGUGAAUGGGACAUGGUGCCCGCAGAUGACUACAAUUAUCCCUCCAUCGAGUUCACAAACUCUUCCUCCAAAGAAGUUCACUACGAAAAUCCUCACGCAGAUGGUUCCUUGCAACAUUUGAAGAUGGGAUAUAACGAAACAUCUAAAGAAUCUAUGGAAGAAUCAUGA